Messenger RNA from Syngnathoides biaculeatus (alligator pipefish), 7022 nucleotides. RefSeq names its product pleckstrin homology domain containing, family H (with MyTH4 domain) member 1 (gene plekhh1). NCBI's taxonomy places the organism in Eukaryota, Metazoa, Chordata, Actinopteri, Syngnathiformes, Syngnathidae. Bases 476 to 4765 code for a protein of 1429 amino acids. The transcript has 31 exons. The record is from RefSeq and is a predicted model, not a curated record. Gene Ontology annotation, cellular component: cytoskeleton.
CAGAGGGCAGCAAGUGACAAACUUCCAUCAGUUAAGGAAGUGACGUUGCAGCGUUUCGGCGUGAUGACGUUUUAGCACGAGAGGAACUUUCGGCAACGUCGCGACUGGACCCGUCGCUGUGAUUCCGUGAAGCUGUAAACGUCCGGACGGAACCCAAAGUGUGUGUUUACGGCCCGUGGGACCACAGGCAAUAUCCUGCGCACACACACACACACACACACGCACUCGAGUGGGAGUGUCCAAGAAGAGGGUGAGGGGCGACUCCGUGCAGAAACCUGAUCCCGCUUCGGGCCCUUUAAAGGAAGACGUUCUAACUCAAUGGAGGCCGGGAGGAGGAGCGUGCGUGCGCGUGCACGUGCGCGCGCGCGCUUUGCGGCUAAGCACGCAGCAGGCUCACAAGGCGAGCUGAGCUGGGCCAGGCGAGACCGGUGGCUGGGAGCUCCAUCAAGACGAAGACGAAGAAGAAGAAGAAUGAAUGAGCGGCUGGAGCAAAACGGCGUGGACGGCGUGGACGUGCGAUUCUGAGUCGGUGGUGGAGUCAACGACCCAAAAGUGUGAGGAAAUCGCGGCCAUGGCCGACGUGCUGGAGAGCGGCGGCGGUGGCGCGGCGCCGUCCGGCGUGGAUUGGCACCAGCGCUGCGUGGCUCUGGAGAUGCAGCUGCUGAGGUUCCGGCUCCAGGCGGGGAAAAUCCGGGAGCUGCUGGCCGAAAAGAUGCAGGAACUGGAGCAGCGGGUGAUCCGGGCCGACCAGCGUGCGGAGAACGCGGAGAAACAGAUCCACGCCAUGGAGGAAAAGCUCAAGUCGGCGAACGUCCAGAGCAACGAGUCCGAGAGCUUGUUUUACAGAAAGUGCCAAGACCUGACUGCCCGGGUCCAGGAGAAAGACGCCGCCAUCAAAAGAUUAGAGAUACAGCUGGAAAAGCAGGUCUUAGUCAGAGCCCACGAGGCUAAAAUAAUUGAAGAGAAGGCAGCCAAGAUUAAAGACUGGGUAACCGUAAAGCUCAGCGAGAUGGAGCAAGAGAACCAGCAACUUAAACAGGCCAACUUGAAGCAGACGGAGCAGAUUGCGUUGCUACAGAACAAACUACAAGAAAAAACGACCACCUGUCCCUCCGGAUCCCCCGGUAAGUCCCCCAAAGCAGAUGGCCACCAGGUACCUAAAAGUCCCCAGUUUCCUCCGAGCUGCCCUGAUACGCCGACCUCGCCAGAUCACAGCAGGAGACCGGCGGUUGCCUGUGGAACUGGAAAGAACUUGCCAACGGAUUCGAAAAGAUCUCCGGAACCGAGCCGUGAAGGUAUUUGCCACAGCCGCCAUCUGACCCGCAAUCCUCAGUUGCAAGAUCAGCGUAGGGAGGACCUUGGACCAGAACCCCCAGACUGCUCCGAGGGUAGAGACAACUCCUCUGCUGAGUUGAACAGCAAAUUCCGCUUGCAAUGUCUUCAUUCGUCCUCGUCAUCUUCUUCCUCAGCGUACGAGGUGGCUCAAGGACCCCCGAGCUCCCCCAGGACUCCCCUCAGUCUUGCACCGAAAAGCCCGCUCUCGCUGCACUCGCCGUCACCCGACAGUCCCUUUCCCGGUCCCGUUGAGACGUCAGCCCCCCAAUCCGGCGCCAGCAUGACCUUACCCAAAAUCCGGACUCCGCUCACCCCCAGGGACAGCAUCCAGCUGGUGAAGAAACACUUCAGCCAGCCCCAGUCCGGCCUGGACCGACACCACCACCUGGUCAGCAUCGACAUCGUGACACCCUCGUCCACGUGCUCCACCCUCACCGCCGGCACGUUGCCCUCCUCCCGGCCGGUCGAAGAGACGGACAUCGAUGACGCUCUCCCGGACAGCAUGGACGGCGUGGUGGAAGGGUCUGGAUCCGCGGAGCCCGCCCAGCGGGAUGGAGUCCCCUUUGCGGAUCUCCCAGAGGAACCGGAGAGGCUGGAUCCCGACGCUCUGAAACCACCGACGCCUCCGUUACAUCGCUUCCCUUCAUGGGAGAGUCGAAUAUAUGCCGUGGCCAAGGCCGGAAUGAGAGUAUCUGAGACGUCUCCUGGAACGAGGUGCCCCAAUCGAGGGUCCGUCUCGCCACAGUGCCCGGCGGCCAGUCCGUUCGCGCAGUUGAUGUACAAGAACAUCAGCGUUCCGGUCUACACCGCGCUGAAAGGGAGAGCCACGCAGAUCAGCGCGGCGCCUCUGCGGGACAACGACGACUCGGGUUCCGAAGACGACAGCGGCUCGCUGGCCAGCCUGCGGACCUCCGGGCUGGGUCCGGACAAGAGGGGCGGCGUCCCCGGCAGUCCCCGUGCUGUCAAGAGAGGCGUGUCCGUGUCGUCCGUUAGCUCGGAGAGCGACUACGCCAUCCCGCCCGACGCCUGCUCCCUGGACGGCGACUACUCGGAACCGGAACACAAAGUCCAGAGGACGUCGUCUUACUCCUGCGAGAGCCUCGGGCCCGAGACGCUGGAGAAAAGCGGCUACCUGCUGAAGAUGAGCAGUCAGGUGAAGGCCUGGAAGCGCCGCUGGUUCAUCCUCAGGAACGGCGAGAUCCUCUACUACAAGUCUCCCAGCGACGUCAUCAGGAAACCGCAAGGUCAGCUUGAGCUCAACUCGUCUUGCCGAAUUGUGCGCGGAGAAGAAACGCAGACCUUCCAGUUGAUCACGGAGAAGAAGACCUUGUACCUGACGGCGGAUUCGCCCAACAUCCUGGAGGAGUGGAUCCGGGUCUUGCAGAACCUCCUGAAAGUUCAGGCCAGCAGCCCGCUCAGCGUGGAGCUGACCUCGGCCAAGCCCGCCGUCACGGGCUGGCUCACCAAGGUCAAACACGGACAUUCCAAGCUGGUGUGGUGCUGUUUAGUUGGAAAGGUCUUCUACUACUAUCGCAACCCAGAGGACAAACUGCCCCUGGGCCAGCUGCAGCUGCGCUCGGCGUCCGUGCAGGAAGUGGACCGUUCGUGCGACUCGGACGAGGACUACGAGGCGGGCGUCCGCGGCGGCUUCCUGUCGUCGCACUGCACCCUGGCGGUCAAGCCCGGCGACCAGAGCCCCUCGUACCUCCUCGUCCGCACCAAACAGGAAAAGGACGCGUGGCUGUACCACUUGUGCGUGGCGGCGGGCGGCGGCGCCAACCUGAAGGUGGGCACCGAGUGCGAGCAGCUGAUCGGCAGGCUGCUGGACGCGGAUGGAGAUGCGGAAUGCAGCCUGUGGCAGAGCGACGCGUUGAGCUUCUCCAAGGAAGGUCUGCGCUCGCCGCUCACCACGCUGCCGUCGGACGCCCUGCAGACGGAGGCGCUCAAGCUCUUCAAGUCGUGCCAGCUGUUCAUCAACGUGCUGCUGGAGUCUCCCAGCGUGGACUACCACACGUCGCUGGCGCAGAACGCGCUGCAGGUGUGCCUGUCGCACCCGGAGCUGCACAACGAGAUGUACUGCCAGCUCAUCAAGCAGACCAACCGCCGCACGCCCCACAACUACUCCGUCACGCAGUGCUGGCAGCUGCUGUCGUUGUGCGUGGCUCUCUUCCUCCCCCAGCAGCACUUCCUCUGGUACCUCAGGCAGCACCUGCACCGAAACGCCGACCCCAGUAGCGACGUGGGCAAGUACGCGGUGUACUGCCAGCGCUCCGUGGAGCGAACGCUGCGCAACGGCGAGCGGGAGGCCAAACCGUCGCGCAUGGAGAUCGUCUCCAUCCUGCUGAGAAACCCCUACCACCACUCGCUGCCCUUCAGCAUCCCCGUGCACUUUAUGAACAACACUUACCAGGUGGUGGGUUUUGACGGGUCCGCCACGGUGGAGGAGUUCCUGAACACGCUGAACCAGAGGAUCGGCAUGCGCAGUCCUCAGCUGUCCGGCUUCGCCCUCUUCACCGACGACCCGUCCGGAAAAGACUCGGAGCACUGCUUGCCGCCCGCCGCCAAGAUUUGCGACGUUAUUUCCAAGUGGGAGCAGGCCCUGAAGGAGAUUCACCCGGGCAAGAACGAAGCCACGCGGAUCCUACGACUGACUUACAAGAAGCGGCUUUGCUUCCGCUCUCAGGCCAAAGGCGAGACGGAGCGGGAGCGCCUCCUGCUGGCCCACCAGGUGAACGACAACGUGCAGGAGGGCCGCUUCCCCGUCAACAAGGAGCUGGCGCUGGAGGUGGCCGCCCUCAUGGCGCAGGUGGAGUACGGCGAUCUGGAGCGAACCAGCGCUCAACCCAAAUCCCACCUGAUGCUGCUCCCGCAGGCGCUGGAGCGCUUCUACCCCAAACGCUACAAGCGCAACUGCGGCGCCGAGCAGCUCAGAGACCUCGGCGAGCGUUUGGCGGCCAAGUGGUCCACGCUCCGCGGCUGCGGCGCCGCCGACUGCGUGAGAAUCUACCUGACGGUGGCCCGCAGGUGGCCCCUCUUCGGGGCCAAACUCUUCAGCGUCAAGGCGGUGCCCCCCGUCCCGUCCGAGCAGGGCCCGGCCUGGCUGGCGGUCAACGAGGACGGGCUCUUCGUGCUGGACUACGCCAUGCAAACGCUGUCCUCGCACCCGUACCAGUCGGUGGUCACCUUCGGCGGCUGUUGCGACGACUUCGUGCUGGUCACCAGCCAGCAGAAGGAGCCCGGCGGCGGCAAGGCGAGCGCGGAGAAGCUGCUGUUCGCCAUGGCCAAACCGAAGAUUCUGGAGUUGACCCUGCUCACGGCCAGCUACAUGAACCACUGGACUCCCCCCAGCGCCCCCAAGAGCCAGUGGGACGCGGACGCCCGCCACUUCCCCGCCAUGAACUACACCACCGAGGUCCCCACGCUACUCUGAGCGUCCUAAAAGUGCCGAAUUUUUAUUCUUUGUCUCCGCGAACUUCCCUAGAAAAUGUGUCGCAAAGGUACUACGGGUUGUUUUCACGUGACGUCACCCGUUGCGCCGCCUCGGUCGGCGGCCGUUUUCGAUCCCUGAGCUCCGUUACCGACAUUAUGUUUCUAACGGCACUUAUUUACGAGGCUACGUGUCAAUGCGCACAUCAUGGGACUCAAGACUGCGUCGCAAAGGCGCAGUAUUGUGCCCUUGAUCUUGUACUCUACGUGAUCCAGAAAUCCCGAAGGAGGAGCAGUGGGAUCGGACCCUUGUCUGCUCAAGACACUUCCUAAAUGAUUAGUUCAGUCUUGUUUUUUAUAGUUAGGUUGUUGUAGCGAACGGAAAUUGCCGCGGUACGUGCUGAGCUCUGUAACGUCCGCGCACCAUUCCUCGUAGAUAUAAAAGCAUAUUCCACGGACUUUCGUUUUACGUCUUAGCAUACAGCUAAGUUCCCAUAUAAAGAAAUAGAUGUAAGCUCGUUAGCUCGGCGACACAAUCGGCGCGAUGGAGGUUGGAGCAGGCUAGCGCGAUAGCGAAAGCCAAGUCUCCGUGAAGCGCAGAGCCGCAGAACGUCCAAAGUCUUUCGUCGGAAGCGUUAGACGACGUCGCCGCUUCCGAAGUCGGACUUUGGACCUCGGCGGAUCGCGAGGCUUUGAAGAGCGCGCCGGCUAGCAAAUCUGGAAAAAUGCUUCAGCGAAUUGGCGAGAGUUGUCGAAAAAAAGUCCGAAGAAGGCUCACUGAUGGUUAGCAAGUCCUCUCUUGUGUGCUUGAGUCCCCAGACACCCGUGAAACACAAACGGUGACGGGGAUAGCAUUCCGGAGGCCACAACACUGGUAGGCGUUAGGUCGGGAGAUUAAAUGGCGGCGCGCAAUUCAGCAAAAAAAAAACCUGACGUCAGUGAAAACAACCCAUUGCGAGGUUAGCAGAUCCCGUUAGCUUAAACAAACUCACGAGCCGUUUUCCACAGUCCAGUAUCGACACGCUCUUGUGACGCAAAGUUACGUUUUUCGGCAGCCUUUCCGCCUUCUCUUCAGAUUUGUUAGCAUUCACUUCGAUAAACGGCACACGUAACGUUAGCGUUAGCGUGUCCUGUUGCCGUUGUCGCCAUUUCGCUGUAUAAAAUUAGCUCCUUUGUUAGCUUGUCUGGUUGCGAUUGAAGCGUUCGAUGUAGUAGUAAUUUUCAGUUUUAGCGUACUACUACUACGAUCCUACGUACAGUAAGACCCAAAAACUAUGAUAAGUAAAAACGGUACCGUGGAGUGGAAUUCUUUUCAAGUAUGUGUUUAUUUUUUGAAUUAUUUUUCUUUUUCCUGUUGCCUCGAUUGUGCCUUUUGCAAAAAUGACUUUCGGAUAAAAAUGUUGCCUUAUUAUUAAGGCUAAUCUUUUUUUUUUUUUUGUAUUUUUAAUUCCUGCCUAUGACUGUGUGGACUUACUGUACGAGGUGUCGGACUCGAUGCUGCCACCAACUGGACGUGGAGGAUGAUACACAGUUUUUGUUUGCCUCAAAGGUCCCAUAUUUUACAAAACGCGACUUGUUUUUUUUCUAGUACGUAGGAUGUAUUAUUGUCUUUAUGAUGCUCCUCUAAAGAUGUGAAAUAUGAAUCAAAGUCAUCUACGCAUUCCUGAGUUUGACAUUUUUCUACCGAGUCAUUGGAAUUUCUUCAUCUUAUCUAUGUCAUUAGCAAAUAUCUCCGCCUACCUCCCCACUCCCGAGCCAGAGUUGUCAAUGUCACAAACAGACGGAGGCAACCAAUCAGAGGAAAGGGGCGGGCUUAGCCAAAUACAGACAAACUGGAUACAAAACUGGGUCAAACACAAGUAGCUGUCAGAGAGGCCUUUUUUGGACACUCAUAUGGCAAAAUCUAGACUUUUGUACUUAGUCCACGUUGGAGAAUUAAUCUACGGAGGCCUAGAUAACCAAAAUAUGGGACCUUUAAAAUGGGACAGAACCACUAAUGACACGUUUUGUGGCUCACUUGUCUGGUGUUAUGCUAAUUUUUUUUUUUUUUUUUUUUUUUUACAUUUCAGCAACGUCACAUUAUUCUAUGCUGGAAAAAAAAAAGACUUGAACUCUUUUUGGAUAGAACCACUGAUUUUUGUUUGUGGAGUAAUAUUAAUUUAUUAUUAUGCCAAACCAUCUUUAUUGCGGGGGGAUGAAUCUUGCUUAAAAAGGCAAAACUUAGUGAAUUAAUUAAGGCAGUAAUUUAAGAAUGUGUGUUA